Asparagus officinalis (garden asparagus) is the source of this 2752-nucleotide messenger RNA. Its product is annotated as cytochrome P450 709B2-like. Bases 486 to 2039 code for a protein of 517 amino acids. Gene Ontology annotation, molecular function: monooxygenase activity; iron ion binding; oxidoreductase activity, acting on paired donors, with incorporation or reduction of molecular oxygen. The transcript is spliced from 5 exons. The record is from RefSeq and is a predicted model, not a curated record. NCBI's taxonomy places the organism in Eukaryota, Viridiplantae, Streptophyta, Magnoliopsida, Asparagales, Asparagaceae.
CUCAUCUCAAACAAUCAGGCAAAAGCAUUGUUAGAAGCAUCCUAACUGUUAAUAAUUUGUCAGAUCAAAGCAACCAAAAGCACGAAAACAAUCCAACGAAAGCAACUAAUUGGACAAUCAAAGCAAAUGGAGUUCAAUUAACAUUUCAAACACUUAUUUUAAGAACGAUACCAACUUCUUGCUUAUUAUAACCUUCAAAACUUGCCAAUCUUAGCUUGGAGCUGUUUCUGUCAUCAUCUUAUAAGCAAUUACUGCUUGGAUGAACAUUGCUACAAUCCAAAAUCUCCUAAUGCAAUGCAUUGCUACGAUCCAAACUCUCAUCUCAAACGAAUCGAUGACUACAUGCACGUACAUCUCUUCACAAGACCUCAGGCUCUCAGCCUCCUUGCGUUCAUCACCAAAGCUGCAGUUGACCAGCAACUUACGCUAUAAAUAGCAUUCUAUUCGAACCUUUAACACAAAUACAAACCUAAAGGCCUUCCAAGAUGAGCUAUCUUGGUCUGAUCUUGGGAGCUUUUGGAGUUAUACUGGUCUCAAGCCUUUGGAGGGUCUUGACAUUUCUAACAUGGAGGCCACUUCUUAUAACGAUGAGGUUCAAGAGGCAAGGAGUCAGUGGACCUAAGUACAAGUUCUGGUCAGGUAGUCUUGAAGAGAUUAGGAACUUGAAAAAAGUAGCGAAUGAGAUAGAGAUGGGAAUCCACUCUCAUGAUUUCACUCCCAGAGUUCUUCCCCAUUAUUACAAGUGGAUACAUCAAUAUGGAGAAACCUUUCUGUAUUGGUUUGGAACACAAGCAAGGGUCUGCAUCACUGAUGCAGAGAUGGUUAAACAAGUGCUCUCAAACAAGUUUGGUUUCUACACCAAGAGUAGGCAACACCCCGGUAUAUUGGCUCUCUUGGGCAGGGGAUUGGUUUUAACUGAAGGCGCAGAGUGGGCUAGACAUCGGAGGGUUGUCAGCCCUGCUUUCACCAUGGACAAGCUCAAGAUGAUGACAAAAAGGAUGGCAGACUGCACUCUGUCAAUGCUAGAUACUUGGCGAAGUCACAUAACUCCCACUGAAGGGAACAGUUCAAUGGAGCAUAAUUUCAUCGAGGUCAACAGGCAGUUUCAGGAGCUAACAGCAGAUGUGAUCUCCCAUACUGCCUUUGGGAGCAGUUACAUUGAGGGAAAGGAAGUUUUUUAUGCACAGAAGGAGCUCCAGAUGCUUACUUUAGCUACUAUCCUUGAUGUACACAUACCUGGAUUCAGUUAUCUUCCUACAAAGAGGAAUAGACAGAAGUGGAAGCUUGAACAUAAAAUGAGGGAUACCCUACAUAACAUCAUCCAGGAGAGGUUAAAUUCCAAGGAUUCAGGCUACGGCGAAGAUUUACUUGGACUGAUGAUUGAGUCUGCUCAAAAGCAAAAUGGUUUGGGUUUGAACACAGAUGAGAUCAUCGAUGAAUGCAAGACUUUCUUCUUCGCUGGGCAUGAGACAACCUCCCACUUGCUAGCUUGGACUAUGUUCUUGUUGAGCACAAAUAAAAAAUGGCAGGUCAAGUUAAGAAGAGAGGUUGUCAGAGAAUGCGGAACAGAAAUGCCCAAUUCAGACACCAUAAGCAAGCUCAAACUGGUGCCUAUGGUUCUGAUGGAAACCUUAAGGCUCUACUGCCCUGUUAUCGAGAUGAUGAGGCAGGCUAACAAAGAUAUGAACUUGGGAGGCAUAGCGAUACCUAAAGGCACAACAUUAACAAUUCCUAUAGCGAUAAUUCAUCGGAAAAAGGAGUUGUGGGGUGAUGAUGCAGAUGAAUUCAAUCCGCUAAGAUUCGAGAAUGGAAUUACAAAAGCUGCCAAGCAUCCAAACGCACUUCUAGCAUUCUCAGUAGGACCAAGAGCAUGCAUCGGGCAGAACUUUGCCAUGAUGGAAGCCAAGAUAGUCGUCGCAAUGAUCCUACAGAGAUUCUCAUUCUCUCUCUCCCCUGAUUACAAGCACAAGCCUGAUGACAUGCUUACAUUACAACCUCAGCAUGGUCUUCCAAUUGUUCUCAAGCCAUUGGAUGUUUAGUUCAAAAAAGAUCACCAUACUUAUAUUUCCUAUAACAGUUAUGAUCUCUAAUGGGAAGAGACAUGUGAAAUAAAAUUAGAAUUAUGACGACAUGGUUCACAAAAUCAGUUCCUUAUUCCUUGUAGGAUGGCAGUAAAUUAUUACUAUCAAAUCAAGGUUCAACAAUUAAACAGAUUAUAACUUCAAAGAACUGAAAUCAGCUCAAAACUCUAAUCCUAAUUUGAUAUGUUGAAAGAUGUCAGGUUCAAUUUUUUUUAUAUUAUUUAUCAUUAUUCGUUUCAAAAUCUGAUCUUUACUUGAAUGUCACGAAACUAUUAAUACCACAAUAACUCACUCAGGCCAAAGGGGGAAGAGAGGAAUCAAGGUGCAACAUUUUAAAGAUUAUAACUUCAAAAUGAGAACCCUAACCCUAAUUUGAAAUGCGGAAGUUGGCGAGUUCAUGUUACCUUACAUUGAUCACGUAAGUAGAGCAUCGAUCGUCGGAAGAAAGGACUAGAGCGGCUGGAGCUGGAGGUGGCGCCGUCGCAACUGGUGGUGCUGACGUCGGAAUCGAGCAAGACGAAGACGGGAGAGCAGUUCAAUUGUCGGACACAGAAAUUAGUCCGAAUCGGCACUGAGUUGUUUUGGUAUUUAAGAGCUUCUCCAACCGAACGCUAUCCCUCAAAAUGACGCAAAAAAUGUUCCUGUUCCUCCUCCAACCGAACGCUUUCCCC